Messenger RNA from Entrophospora sp. SA101, 330 nucleotides. The record is from the annotation of a GenBank genome assembly. NCBI's taxonomy places the organism in Eukaryota, Fungi, Glomeromycota, Glomeromycetes, Entrophosporales, Entrophosporaceae.
AUGUUACAGCAGGCAAAUGCCUUAAUUAGAGAUCUAUUGGUUGGAUCUUCACGUUCUUUUGUUAUAUUGUCCAUUGAAGAUGAAUUGGAAAAUGAUCCAGGAGAAUCAAACAUGAUGUAUAAUUCAGUUGAAAUGAUGGAAUCAUCUUUAAAUUGUGAUCAUAAUGGUAAUAUUAUCACUUUUUCUUUGGAUGUUGAUAAUAAUGAUGAGGAUGGAGAAAGAGUUAUAAUAGUUACCACUGAGAAAGAUAGUUACUUGAAAAAUGUAAAUUGUGACAAUGUUGCAGAUGAAGUCAAAGAGAAAACUGCUAGAAAGUGUUAUGAUCAAUGA